Molecule: messenger RNA, 192 nt
Organism: Penicillium robsamsonii
Lineage: Eukaryota; Fungi; Ascomycota; Eurotiomycetes; Eurotiales; Aspergillaceae
Exons: 2
Source: RefSeq, a predicted model, not a curated record
GAAAAGGCAUUAGUUUCUUUGGUUAAAAACCUAGAUAAAGCCUAUACUGAACCUACCCCUAAUCAUAUACGAACGGCCGCUGGUCGUCUAUUAAAAAUGUCGGGUUCGGAUUAUGGUAGCAUGCAUAUAGAGGAGUGGUAUGAAAAUAUCACUACGCCUAAGGGCUGGAUUAAUGAUAAAACAGCCCUCUAA